Molecule: messenger RNA, 2881 nt
Organism: Mesocricetus auratus (golden hamster)
Lineage: Eukaryota; Metazoa; Chordata; Mammalia; Rodentia; Cricetidae
Gene: C4bpb
Product: complement component 4 binding protein beta
Exons: 6
Coding region: 2059-2832 (257 amino acids)
Source: RefSeq, a predicted model, not a curated record
UUAUUCCGAAGUUAUUAAAUGGUAUCUGUUUUCAGCUACUGUAGCGUCUUCAGUUAGUGACUAUCAAGUUCCUCUAGCAUUUCAGUCAGUAGGAUUGUUACAACCAUGUAUUAUUAUUCAUUGAUUUACAUGUAUUUAGUGACUGCCUGUUGAUUGACAGGUAAUGAAUAACUCAAUCCAGUUCUGGGAAGCCACAGACAAGCAGGUUAAAUGUACCUCCUUAAGUUGGGGGUGGGUAUUAAUAGCCUUGGAGGCCUUUGAGGAUGGGCCCUUCCCUCCUGGUUGACUUUUGAGCUCAUCUCUUGUUUUCCCUGGUAACAAUAGAAAGGCAAGCACCAUAGAAUCUAAAUUAUUGUAUGGAAAGGCAAAGUUAUUGUAGAGGUUUAUUAAGGUAAAGAUACUUCCUCCUGAUAGUCUAACAGAGUCUAAGUUUUAUCUUUCUGUCCCUGGGUGGAGAGCUAACAUUCUGUGACUUCUGAAACAUUGUAUACUAUAGUCUUUUAAGAGUUAACCAGCUGGACCUGUCAGUCACCGGACCAGGAGUCUACCCCCGCCCCCUCUGGAAAUCUGACUUGCUUGAUGUCAUGUUAAGGAGAGGGGAGAAUAAUUAAUGAAAUCAGGCAUCAUCUAGGAAGAGGUUGUGCAGACUGAUAAUGAAGUGUCCUUGCAGAAGCCACUACUUCAGAAGCCUGUGGGUUCUUCCCUCAGGCAUCACUGCAGAGGCCCUCUACUUUCAGAAAUGUACCCUUCCCUUCUUUCUUUCCCACCAGUUCAAUGUAGAAGCAUACUUUCCCAGGCACCCUGGGAUUUCUCAUUCUUUCUCUGAAGUACUCCAUCCCCAACCCCCAUGCAAUUGCUUGACAGCCUCCAAUGCACAGGACCCAGUUUUACUUUUUUCUCUUCACACUAUCUCCUGCCUCUUGGCAGCCUUAAGAUUUGAAGACUUGCCUUCAAACUAACAAAAUUGUUCACAGGUUUCCUUCUGACUCUGUUUUAAAUUCUUUUUAUCAAUUAGACUAAGAACCCAAAAAGAAAUUCUUAGUUUCCUAGUAGUACUUAAACUUCUGGCCUUCAGUACUGAGCACAUGCCUGAGGUAGCUAAUCUGUGGAAGCUGAUCUGAUAUGGAUGAAUGUCCAAGGCAUUCAAAACUAGUCUGCUUUGGCUCUCAGAAGGCUUAGCUCAGAGCAAGGCCACUGCUGCCUCCCAGGAAGACUACUAUCAGAGCUAUUCAUAAUGAGUCUAGAUAUAAAAUGUGGGUCCCAGCUCUGAGUAGGUGGUUGUGCUGAGCCACUUCUGAUUCAAGGCGAAGACCAUCAUUGCUUCUAACAACACAUCACUUGUUCCAGAAUACUUAACAUUGAAACAAUGGCUGACUGCUCAUGUAGUCAGCCUACCUCCUGAUAAAAGCAGCCCCUUCAGUCGCCUCUAGGGAGACUUUGUCUCUAGUCUUUCCCACUGUACUGAAGUGUGUCUGAUCAACACAGCCUCUGCCUUCUUGUAUCUUUGAUGCACUCAUUCUCCUGCCUUAUCUUCCCUGACUGCCAGUACUGUCCCUGGCACAGAAGAGAAUUUAGAAAAGUGACUGGGAGGUGGCACUCAGUUUGAUCUUCACUGGGAAGUUACCAUUGAUCGCACCAUCUUCUGUCCCCAAAGCUGGAGAGAGCUGUAGGCAGUGAAGUGGAGACACUGGUAAAUAUUGACAGAGGUCAAGGUCGUGGCAGGACCAUUUGGCCCAUGCCUGUUGGGGAAGCAUAAACCUGCAGUUCACAGUGACUGGUCUACUGGUUUACAUUUCUAGAAACGGGGAAAGUUGUUAACAUUUUAAAUCUGGCAGCUGGCUAAUCAAUCUUUUGUGGUUGCAGAGCCACUGGAUACACCAUCUUCUUCCUGCUGUUCUUCUCUGGCCCAGGGAAGACUUCUCUUUUUCACAUUUGUUCCAGGAGGAAAAUAUAACUCCUUCUCUAGAAGGAAGUUGUUCUGAUCUUAAGUGGUUAGGAGGAUGCUUGUGAUCGAAAUCACAGUUUAAUUUCACCCUGGGUCAAGUAAGUGCUUACCAAAUGCUUUCUUGGGUUGUGUGCUCUCUGAUGUGGCUGAUUUCUGCCUUAGAUGAAAGCUGUUCAGAGCUUCCUCCAGUGGACAAUAGUGUAUUUGUUGCAAAGGAAGUAGAAGGACAGAUUCUGGGGGUUUACCUUUGUAUCAGAGGUUACCACUUGGUGGGAAAGCAGUUUUUGGUCCUCAAUCUCUCAGAGGAAUGGGAUGACUCCCCGCCUGAGUGCCGCUUGGGCCACUGUCCUGAGCCUGUACUGGAAAAUGGCAAGACCAAUUAUUCUGGACCUGUGAAUGCAAGCGACAAAAUCAUGUUUAAGUGCAAUGAUGAUUACAUCCUCAAGGGAAGCAAUUGGAGCCAGUGCCUAGAGGACCACACCUGGGCACCUUCCUUGCCCAUAUGCCGAAAUAGAGACUGUGGACCUCCCGGGAUUCCUAGCCAUGGCUAUUUCGAAGGAGAGUCUUUCACUGCAGGAUCUAUUGUUACUUAUUACUGUCAAGAUGGGUACCACUUAGUGGGCACGCAGACGCUGCAAUGCAUUGAUGGGGAGUGGAGCAGUUCCUAUCCUGCCUGUAAGCCCAUUCAGGAAAUCCCCAGCCUGGCUGAACAGACUGCACUUGGGAAAGCAAUUCUUGCCUUUCAGGAGAGUAAGGAGCUUUGCAGUGCCACAGAGAACUUUGUGAGAAGCCUAAAGGAAAGUGGACUAACAAUGGAAGAACUAAAAUAUUCCCUGGAGAUGAAGAAAACUAAGUUGAAGGAAGAUAUUUUACUGAAAUAUAGCUAGGCAAGAUGGUAACAGAAAUGCCCCUGUGAAUAAACCACUUCUGAGGGUG